AUGUCAGCGACAGGAGAUCGACGUGACAUUGUUAUUGUUGGUGGUGGCAUCAUCGGAUGCUGCUCUGCAUACUACCUCACCAGGCAUCCAUCCUACGACCCUGCCCGCCACAAAAUCACACUCAUCGAGGCCACUGAACUCGCGGGCGGUGCAUCGGGAAAAGCGGGUGGCAUGCUGGCUCAAUGGGCAUUCCCGAGCAAUCUUGUCGGUCUCAGCUACAAGCUGCAUGCCGAACUCGCAAAGGAGCACGAUGGUAUCAACCGAUGGGGAUACAGAGAGGUCAAUUGCGGCCAACUCGUCGUGAAAGGUCGUGCUCUCGCUGAGAACACCCCAGGGAAAACCGGGGCUGGAAAUACAGAGUCCCUCCAGAAACGCAGCACAGCAGCAAUGUCUAAGCUGAGGUCUGCCAAAAUCCCCGAGGACUUGGAUUGGAUUGAGCCAGACCUUCUACGGGCCUAUGAAAGUAUGAGUGGACCGGGCGAAACCGCUCAAGUGCACCCAUACCUCUUUACUACGUCCAUUGCAAAGCUCGCCCAGGAGAAGGGCGCGAAUAUCAUUCUUGGACAGGUUACAGAUAUUGCUCGCUCAAAGAGCUCUGUCGAGUCAGUGACAUACACCGAUAAAACAUCGGGUGAAACACAAACCAUUGCCGCUACCGAUGUGCUCGUUGCUGCUGGUCCCUGGACGAAAACUAUCCUCCCGGAGGUCCCGAUCUCCGCUAUGCGGGCCCACAGCGUGGUGAUCCAGCCAAAGAAACCAGUCAGUGCAUACUGCCUGUUUACAAAUAUCGAAAUCCCGGCCAACUUCAACCCGGAGAAGAAGUCACGCCCAACUGUGGCUGCGCCAGAGAUCUACGCCCGUCCUGAUGCCACUGUCUAUGCAUGUGGCGAUGGAGAUAGAGCAGUUCCACUACCAAAGAGUACUGCAGAUGUCGAGGUUGACCAGGAACGCUGCCAGGAAAUUAUAGACCACGUGGGUAGUAUUUCUGACGAGCUGCGCGACGGAGAGGUUCGCACUCGCCAGGCUUGCUAUCUUCCAAACUGUGAUUCUGGCGCUGGGCCACUCGUUGGACUGACUGAUGUGAAAGGACUGUAUAUUGCAGCUGGCCAUACCUGCUGGGGUAUCCAGAAUGCGCCGGGUACAGGGAAGCUCAUGAGUGAGUUUGUGUUUGAUGGUAAGGCGAAGAGCGCGAACAUUGGAUCGUUGGAUCCACGCGAGUUCAUGUGA
This is a messenger RNA of Penicillium concentricum, 1227 nucleotides long. Its product is annotated as NAD(P)/FAD-dependent oxidoreductase. Gene Ontology annotation, cellular component: cytoplasm; late endosome. The transcript is spliced from 2 exons. Gene Ontology annotation, molecular function: oxidoreductase activity. Gene Ontology annotation, biological process: retrograde transport, endosome to Golgi. The coding region runs from base 1 to 1227 and encodes 408 amino acids. Lineage: Eukaryota; Fungi; Ascomycota; Eurotiomycetes; Eurotiales; Aspergillaceae. The record is from RefSeq and is a predicted model, not a curated record.